Molecule: messenger RNA, 1434 nt
Organism: Elephantulus edwardii (Cape elephant shrew)
Lineage: Eukaryota; Metazoa; Chordata; Mammalia; Macroscelidea; Macroscelididae
Gene: LTBR
Product: lymphotoxin beta receptor (TNFR superfamily, member 3)
Exons: 11
Coding region: 1-1434 (477 amino acids)
Biological process (GO): positive regulation of canonical NF-kappaB signal transduction; hematopoietic or lymphoid organ development; immune response
Molecular function (GO): ubiquitin protein ligase binding
Source: RefSeq, a predicted model, not a curated record
AUGCGCCUGCCUCGGGCCACCUCCCGCCAUGGCCUGGCCUGGGGGCCACUCGUGCUAGGACUCUGCGGGGUCCUGGCAGCGUCCCAGCCCCAACUGAUGUAUCCAUACCACUCGGAGAACCGGACCUGCCGGGACCAGGAAAAGGAGUACUACAAGUUCGAUUACCAGGUCUGCUGCUCCAGCUGUCCUCCAGGCCAGUAUGUCAAAUCUCAGUGUAGCCGCAGCCGGGACACAAUUUGCGCCUCGUGCUCCCCAAAUUCCUACAACAAUCACUGGAACUACCUCACCAAAUGCCAAAUGUGUCGACCCUGCGACCAAGUGAUGGGCUUCGAAGAGGUCAUGCCUUGCACAAGUACACAGGAUACGCAGUGCCGCUGUCAGCCAGGAAUGUUCUGCACCCAUGGGAGUUCUGAGUGUACACAGUGUGAGCCACUCUCACACUGUCCACCUGGCACCGAAGUCGAGGCCAAAGGUGGUGACAGGGAAACCAACAACAACUGUGUGCCUUGUAAGGCAGGCUACUUCCAAAACACAUCCUCCCCCAGCGCCCACUGCCAGCCCCACACAAGGUGUGAAGACCAGGGCCUGGUGGAAGCAGCUCCAGGCACAGCCCAGAAUGACACUAGCUGCAAGGAUCCACCAGAGGCGUCCUCAGAGAUGCCAGGAACCAUGUUGGUGCUGGCCGUCCUGCUGCCUCUGGUCUCCCUCCUGCUCACCACUGUUAUAGCCUGCACCUGGAAGAGCCACUCCUCACUCUGCAGAAAGCUGGGAUUCCUGCUCAAGAGGCAUCCAGAGGGAGGGGAACACAAUGAUGUUCCAAGCUGGGAACCUCAGAGAACCAACCCACACUUCCCUGACCUGGUGCAGCCACUUCUGCCCAGCCCUGAAGAUUUGCCCCCAGCCAGGCACCCAGCACCCCCAGUGUUGGAGAAUGCGGUGCUACUUCAGCAGAGUCCUCCAAGUCAGGCCAGGGAGCCUGAGGCUGAGCCCGAAGAGCAGGGUCCACUGACCCAUGGUACCAACGGUAUUCAUGUCACCGGCGGCUCUAUGACUGUCACUGGCAAUAUCUACAUCUACAAUGGGCCAGUACUAGGAGGAGCUCGGGGCCCUGGGGACCCCCAGCCUCCACCAGACCCUCCAUACCCCAUCCCAGAAGAGGGUGCCCCUGGCCCUCCUAUCCUCUCUGUCCCCCAUCAAGAAGAUGGCAAAGCUUGGCACUUGGCUGAAACAGAAACACGAUUCACAGAGGACCUGGGCAAGAUCCCUGAGAGGCAGAGUCCUCCAAAGCCAGGCCUCAGACACUGUCGAGAGCAGUGCCAGACACAGGCUGGGCACAGCGUCUUGUACAGACUCUCACUGCUGCCAGGUAAAGCUGAGCCUGCACCACAGACUCACCUGCCCAAUGGGCUGCACCAGCCCAGCUUCAGGCCCUGA